UUUAUGAUUUAUAGAUUGAAUUCUGUAUUUAAAUAUAACAAUCUAAAAUCAUGAAUGAAAUACGAAUUACACCAAACUUGGGAAAUACAACAAACGAAGAUCCAGUCACUGUAGUACAGACUCAAACGGAAGCUCCAAAUCACGAAAUCGGAUGUCUAGGUAGUCAUAAUAGAAACACAAGACAAUCGUUAUCGAGAAGAUCUGUGCGACGAGCACAAGCUGUCAACUUUUUGCUAUACGGCAUAACGUUAAUGAUACCUGGUAUUUCUAUGAUAAUCGUCUAUUUCGUAGUCUUCAGAAUACCGUCAGGAAAUUUACAGUGGUCUCCAGCAGACGCUUUUGUCAUAACCGGAGCUAUUUUAGUCGGAUUCAGUAUUGUGGCGGAGGUAAUUGGUUUAUGGCAAUUUUGCAUGUCAAGGUACGAGCCCGACGAACCACCAAGGGAUAUGACGAUACGAAAUAAUCAGUAUAGCGACUCUCCUCCAUCGUAUGAUAGAAUAGCAAUAGACUUGCCUGAUUUAGUCAUGGUUUCUGUCCCACAUUCUUCAGCAGGAAGUCCACCAUCUUUUGAAUCUUGCUUUCCAAAAGGCAAACCGCUUCCUGGCUUAGAAAAUAUAGCGUAUGACAGUGCACAGACUGACGACGAAGAUCUUCCUCCGCCUCCAGCUUACAGUGAUACAGCGAAGAACAAUAAAUUUGCAAACAAAGAUUCACCAGUCAUCAUCAAUGAACACGCCGGAAGCGUGAAAUAUGUGACAUCAGAAAAUAGCAAUUCGUGAAAUUUUCUACGCUUGUAAAACGACCGUAAACAAGUCUUGUCUUUACUGCAGCAAGAAGAUUAUUAUGCAUGGCAGUGCUCAAUUCUUGGCAAAUCUGGCUUUGAAAUCGACAGCACAUCAUGGAUAUUUUCCACAAGAUUGUUCGACCAGCUGGGGUAUCAGUUGCCACAUCAAUCUCCUAGUCAUGAGAUGUUUUCUUCAACAAACAAUAACAAGUACUGCAUGAAUAAUAAAUGACACAAGUACAUAUUUUACUUGCGAUGAUAUAUAUUUGCGUUCAUCCCAUCUCCUGAAAAUGUUGACCACAGACAUGCAAUUAGAUUGGGCUGUCUGGUGCUUCUCAACCUAGUCUAAUGUUGCGAUUUUAGGAAAGGUGGUUGGUUCUCAAUUAUAUUUUACUAUUAUAUCACCCAAACAGAUCACACAGACUUUCAAGAAAAUAUAGUUCAGGGAUUCUCGCUGAACCAAGCGCUAGCGCUGUAGACCUGAUGACGGGGCGAUUCGUCACUCACAACCUCUGUCAUUUCGAUACUUAUUGUAGAAACUUUAUUAAUGAGUACUUUCUAAUGAAGUUACAAAUAAAAUAACUUCCACUCUGAAUUGGUUACGUUGGCCAACAUUUUUUUAUGUAAGUUUUUUAUUUCCUGUCAUCCGGUUAUAUUGUCGUUUACAGAAUCUUGAAUUUAUCAUCUAUGCAUAUUGUCUCCCAUAUCGUGCCACACGCCACCUCUUGUGUUUUCAAAAUUUUAUGCAAUAUUCCAUGAGACAUAUUUAUAUGUGGCAUAACCUUUUCAGAAAUUUUAAUUGCAGUAAGAUUGCAGCCUUUUUUCUGUACAAGUGUUGACUACCGUAGACAAUCUAUGAAGUUGGAAUAUUGUGUAAAAUACUAGUCGAAAUUAAACUACAAA
Molecule: messenger RNA, 1687 nt
Organism: Styela clava
Lineage: Eukaryota; Metazoa; Chordata; Ascidiacea; Stolidobranchia; Styelidae
Source: RefSeq, a predicted model, not a curated record